Molecule: messenger RNA, 1278 nt
Organism: Plasmopara halstedii
Lineage: Eukaryota; Oomycota; Peronosporomycetes; Peronosporales; Peronosporaceae
Product: ubiquitin fusion degradation
Exons: 9
Coding region: 1-1278 (425 amino acids)
Cellular component (GO): VCP-NPL4-UFD1 AAA ATPase complex
Molecular function (GO): polyubiquitin modification-dependent protein binding
Source: RefSeq, a predicted model, not a curated record
AUGACGGAAGAGAAAGAUGGCGACGUCCGCCUCGAGGCUAUGCCUGCAGAAGAUGCUCCUCUUGAGCUGGACGAGAUGCCCCUUGAAGAGUUCGGCAGUGCCUUGAAGGCAGGCGAUUUGGCCGAAGUGGUCAUUUUUCCCCCUUCGGUCAUUUGCGAAGAACAACACGUAGAUCGGAGCAUUUCAACUAUGUUUGGCGGAUUUGGUGGAGAUGGAAACCCAUUCGGUGUGCAAUUCAACUUUAACGACUUCCCACAGCGAUUUGAUGAGCAUUAUCGUGUAUAUCCAGUGUCAUUUUGUGACAAAGCGCAUCUAGAAGAUGGCGAUAAGAUUUUGCUACCUCCAUCUGCUCUUGAAAUGUUGGCUCGUCUACAUAUUGAAUAUCCAAUGUUAUUUAAAGUAACGAACGAAGGUGUCGAUCGUUCAUCGCACUGUGGUGUGUUGGAGUUUAGUGCACCUGAAGGAAGUUGCUACAUGCCAUACUGGAUGAUGCAAAAUCUUUUUGUGAAAGAGGGUGGGAUUCUCAAUAUACAAAAUGUAUCGCUUCCGAAGGCGACAUUUGUGAAGUUGCGGCCCCAGUCGCAGGCUUUUUUGGAUAUUUCAAACCCUCGUGCAGUCUUAGAAGGAUCUCUCCGAAAGUUUUCAUGCAUGACAAUAGGCGACACGAUUUGCCUUCAAUACAACAACAAAAAUUAUAUGUUGGAUGUCCGUGAGGUCAAGCCUGCACCUGCUGCUUGCAUCAUUGAGACGGACUGUGAGGUGGAUUUUGAGCCUCCAGCUGACUAUGUCCCUCCAAUACCCCCGUCAGCAGCAGCAGCAUUUCCAACUACGCCGUCAGAUAUUCCCUAUGGAGGUAUGCCAACAAUGAAAGCAGAAGACAUUAAACCAGCUCGCAUCGCUGCUUUCAAUGGCGGAUUGCGACUAAAGAAAAGAAACGAUGAAGGCUCCACAGAUGCAGCUGCACUACGCGCUGCUCGAUUACGCAAAUAUGAGGCGUUUCAUGGUACUGGGUACUCGCUUAGUGGUAACACGCUCCCAGCCAGUAGUGCGACAAAUGAUUCUCGUCUUGGUGGUUCAUUAAACGAUGGCAAUGGCCUUAGCAAAAGCAAUGGUGAAUCAACUUCAGCGCAUAAAGCCAAGCAUUUGAUGGGCAAUCGUCUUAAUGGCGAAGCGGUAGAUCUUGCUGAUGAAGUUAAGAUGGGCAACGAGGUGAAUGAGAGCGAAGAAAAACAAAAGGGUGUCGUUCCGUUUCAAGGUCAAGGUCGGCGGCUGAGAUAA